Molecule: messenger RNA, 3538 nt
Organism: Onychostruthus taczanowskii (white-rumped snowfinch)
Lineage: Eukaryota; Metazoa; Chordata; Aves; Passeriformes; Passeridae
Gene: ADAMTS17
Product: ADAM metallopeptidase with thrombospondin type 1 motif 17
Exons: 22
Coding region: 1-3237 (1078 amino acids)
Biological process (GO): proteolysis; extracellular matrix organization
Cellular component (GO): extracellular matrix
Molecular function (GO): metalloendopeptidase activity
Source: RefSeq, a predicted model, not a curated record
AUGUUUGACGGCUGCCUCCUGCCCCUCGUCGUGCCCUGCCUGCUGCUCUGCGGAUUGGACGCCGGCACAGCUGGCGGAGCGGAGCUGGAAGUGGUGAUCCCGGAGCGAGUGCCGCUGGAGAAGAUCCACCUGCUGCCGCCCGGAGGGGAUCGCGGCGGCCCCCGGCGCCGGCGGGCAGCGGCGGAGCAGGAGGAGGAGGAGGAGGCUGUGCUGCUCCGCCUGCCCGCCGCCGGCGCCGAGCUGUACCUGCACCUCCGCCGCGACCUGCGCUUCCUGGCCCGGGGCUUCGCGGUGGAGCGGCGGCGCGGGGAGGCGCGGCGGCCCCCGCGGGAGCGGCUCUGCUUCUACUCGGGACACGCGCUGAACCGCAGCGACUCCUUCGCCUCCCUCAGCACCUGCGCCGGGCUGGUUGGCUACAUCCAGCUUGGAUCAGAGCAGCUGCUGAUCCAGCCUGUGAAUGCAUCUGAGACCUCGUUCAGUGGGAAGGAACAUUUCAUCAGGCGGAGACGAUCCACCAAGCCCGGCCACCCCUCCCGGCCACAGGGCCCUGAGGAGCACUGCAAGGUUGUAGCAGAAAAGAAGAGACAGAAGAAAGCGAAGGCCACGAGCGACUGGCGGGAGCGGAGGAACGCGAUCCGCCUCACCAGCGAGUACACGGUGGAGACGCUGGUGGUGGCAGAUGCUGACAUGGUGCAGUACCACGGAGCAGAGGCUGCCCAGAGGUUCAUCCUCACUGUUAUGAAUAUGGUGUACAACAUGUUCCAGCAUCAAAGCCUGGGAAUUAAAGUCAACAUUCGAGUGACCAAACUAGUCCUGCUUCACAGCCGCCCUGCAAAGUUGUCCAUUGGGCAUCAUGGAGAGAGAUCUCUGGAGAGCUUCUGUCAGUGGCAAAAUGAAGAAUAUGGUGGGGCAAAAUACCUUGGUAACAACCAGGUUCCUGGUGCCAGGGAUGACACCCCUCCUGUGGAUGCUGCUGUUUUUGUGACCAGGACAGAUUUCUGCGUGCACAAAGACGAGCCUUGUGACACUGUGGGAAUUGCUUACCUAGGAGGUGUCUGCAGUGCCAAGAGAAAAUGUGUUCUUGCUGAAGACAACGGUCUCAAUCUGGCAUUCACAAUUGCACAUGAACUUGGGCACAACAUGGGGAUGAGCCACGAUGAUGAUCAUCAGCCCUGUGCUGGGAGGUCUCACAUCAUGUCUGGAGAAUGGGUGAAGGGCAGGAACCCAAGUGACCUUUCCUGGUCUUCGUGCAGCCGAGAUGACCUCGAAAACUUCCUAAAGUCCAAGGUGAGCACCUGUCUGCUGCUGACAGACCCCCGGAGCCAGUACUCCGUGCGGCUCCCUCACAAGCUGCCGGGGAUGCACUACAGCGCCGAUGAGCAGUGCCAGAUCCUUUUUGGCACCAACGCCACCUUCUGCAAGGAUAUGGAGCAUUUGAUGUGUGCUGGGCUCUGGUGCCUGGUGGAAGGAGACACAUCCUGUAAAACAAAGUUGGACCCCCCUCUGGAUGGCACCGAAUGUGGCGCGGACAAGUGGUGCCGAGCUGGGGAGUGUGUCAGUAAAACCCCCAUCCCUGAGCACGUGGACGGGGACUGGAGCGCGUGGAGCCAGUGGAGCAUGUGCAGCCGGACGUGCGGAACAGGGGUGCGCUUCAGGCAGCGGAAAUGUGACAACCCCCCCCCGGGGCCGGGUGGGAAGAACUGCCGGGGGGCCAGCGUGGAGCACACGGUGUGUGAGAACCUGCCCUGCCCCAAAGGGGUGCCCAGCUUCAGGGACCAGCAGUGCCAGGCCCACGACAGGUACACCAACAAGAAGAAAAGCCUCCUGACAGCUGUCAUCGUGGAUGAUAAGCCAUGUGAGCUCUUCUGCUCCCCACUGGGCAAGGAUUCUCCCGUGCUGGUGACAGACAGAGUCCUGGACGGAACUCCCUGCGGGCCUUACGAGACAGACCUCUGUGUACAUGGCAAGUGCCAGAAAAUUGGCUGUGAUGGGAUCAUUGGCUCAGCUGCCAAAGAGGAUCGCUGUGGGAUCUGCAGUGGAGAUGGGAAAACCUGCAAAGUGGUGAAAGGAGACUUCAACCACACCAAGGGAAUGGCUUUAAAAGAUUCCAGUAAGAGAUCCAUUAACAGCGACUGGAAAAUUGAGCUUCCUGGUGAGUUUCAGAUCGCAGGCACCACUGUCCGGUACGUGCGAAGGGGGCUGUGGGAGAAAAUCUCUGCCAAAGGACCAACUAAAAUACCACUGCACUUGAUGGUGCUGUUAUUCCACGACCAGAAUUAUGGAAUUCAUUAUGAAUACACCAUCCCUGUAAACUAUACUUCUGAAAACAGAAGCGAGCCAGAAAAGCAACAGGAUUCCUUGUACAUCUGGACACACAGCGGAUGGGAAGGAUGCAGUGUGCAGUGUGGAGGAGGUGAGAGGAAAACCAUCGUGUCCUGCACUCGGAUCAUUAACAAGACCAUGACACUGGUGAAUGACAGUGACUGCCAGCGAGUGACCCGCCCCGAGCCCCAGGUCAGGAAAUGUAACACACACCCCUGCCAGUCACGGUGGGUGACUGGCCACUGGAGUCCCUGCUCUGCCACGUGUGAGAAGGGUGUGCAGCACCGGGAGGUCACUUGUGUUUAUCAGCUGCAGAACGGCACCUACGUCAACACCAGGGACCUCUACUGCCUGGGCAGCAAACCAGCCACGGUGCAGAGCUGUGAGGGAAGGGACUGCCUGUCCAUCUGGGAAGCAUCAGAGUGGUCCAAGUGCUCAUCAGACUGUGGCAGGGGAAUUCAGAAAAGAACAGUGACGUGCACAAACUCCCAAGGGAAAUGUGAUGCAGCCACAAGGCCGAGAGACGAGGAGGAGUGCGAGGAUCACACAGGCUGCUACGAGUGGAAAACAGGAGACUGGUCCAAGUGCUCCUCGACGUGCGGCAAGGGGCUGCAGUCGCGCGUGGUGCAGUGCAUGCACAAAGUGACCGGGCGCCACGGCAGCGAGUGCCCGGCGCUGGCCAAGCCCGCGGCCUACAGGCAGUGCCACCAGGAGGUCUGCAACGACAGGAUCAACGUCAACACCAUCACCUCGCCCAGGCUGGCUGCCCUCACCUACAAGUGCACGGGGGACCAGUGGACAGUGUACUGCAGGGUGAUCCGUGAGAAGAACCUGUGCCAGGACAUGCGGUGGUACCAGCGCUGCUGCCAGACCUGCAGAGACUUUUAUGCAAACAAGAUGCAGCAGAAGAGUUAAUGAACCUGUGCCAUUCCUUAGAGUCUUCCAGCUGUUUGUAUGGAAAUCACAGACUAGUAGGUCUGAGUACUGGAACUUCAUGAGUUGCUACAGCGUGGUGGAUCCCAAAGCACACCUAAUGAGACUUGAAACUAAUCCUACAGACUGGAUACCAAAGUCAUCCGCUCAUCCACCUUAAGAAAAACACACAGAAAGGGUCAUCUCAAGGAGCCAAUCAUUUCUGAAUAUUUUGACAUCCUCACAUUUUUCGUUAAUGCUUUUUUAAUAUAUUAAAUCACCAGCCACUGGAUGGCUUGCUACC